This is a messenger RNA of Ogataea parapolymorpha DL-1, 759 nucleotides long. RefSeq lists its product as uncharacterized. The transcript has a single exon. Gene Ontology annotation, cellular component: membrane. Lineage: Eukaryota; Fungi; Ascomycota; Pichiomycetes; Pichiales; Pichiaceae. The record is from RefSeq and is a predicted model, not a curated record. Bases 1 to 759 code for a protein of 252 amino acids.
AUGUCGGAUAAAUGCGAGCUUCUCGGCCCGUUUGCACUGGUAAUCCAGGCAUUUUUGGGUGUGCUCGCUCUCUCGUCGCUUGUGUGGAAGCGCUACCGUGAGUACCCAAAUCGCAGACCCUGGAAAAUAUGGUUUUUCGACGUGUCCAAGCAGGUGAUCGGGGCCUUUGGUAUCCACAUGCUGAACGUUUUUAUGAGCAUCCUCGGCGGCCACUCAGACAAAUGGGUUCCAUCUCUACCAAAUCAAACGUCGCCGUACUAUUUUGCUAGCCCAGCACAUCCAGGCCCGCCAAACGCACCGCCACCUCCAGGACCGGACUUUGAUAAUCCUUGCGACUACUACUUCCUGAACAUCCUUUUCGACACAACCAUCGGCAUCCCUAUACUCUGGGGCCUGCUACAUGUUAUUUAUACUCUCGCCAGAAACGCAGGAAUCGAGGGAAUCGAGUCUGGGCAAUACGGCAAUCCACCACGAUACUCGUAUUAUUUCAAGCAACUAGCACUCUAUUUCAUCGGACUCGUGUCCAUGAAACUCAUAAUUUACAUUCUGCUUGUUGUGUGCCCGUUUCUGGUCCACUUUGCCUACUGGCUGCUCUCCUGGUCGGACGCUGUGCCAAAUCUCCAGGUCGCGUUUGUGGUCCUCAUAUUCCCGCUCAUCAUGAACAGUUUCCAGUAUUACGUCAUCGACUCCAUUAUCCAGAGCCCCGAGUACUCGCACCAUCACGCCAAGUCGCCCGACGAGCGGCCCGACUCAGAAUAA